AUGCUGGAGCCUCCCGAAACGCCAGCUCCCGUGUUUGCGAUGCGCGCGUUUAGGAGCGCUUUAUUUGGUACUCCCGGUGGAGAGGAAACGGAGCCAGAGGACACGAAAAAAGACGAAGAUCAGAUCUCCCAGCCUGAACCCUCAAAUAAUCAACGAAGUCAAAGUGACUCGUCCAAACCUAUCUUGUUUGAGAGGGAGCUCCCGAAACCAGACAUCGGCGCAACGUUCAAUCCCUCGGGAUCGCCCACGAAGAGUAUACUCGUCACGCCCGGUACUAUCGCAAACCGUCGGAAGACCGUCUCUUUCGGGGAAGGCGUAGUUGACAACGAAGGCAAGCGAGAGAGUCAGUCCAGCCGGGCACCGAAGACACCUCCGAAUCCCUCCGGAAUUACCGCCCAGUGGAUGUCAGGCUCAGCCAACGGAAAGCCACCGAGCAAAUUGACACAGACACUGCUGGAUGCUCGCGAAAACGCGUCCAAGAACGCCGAUUCGAUCAAAUCUUCGCAAGAUCCACCGUCCGAAACAAAGCCCACCACGCACACGGUGCCAAAGGAGGAAGCAGGCAUGGAGGACAUCACAAUGAAUCUAGACGAACCGCGCUCAGAGUCUGGCAAGUACUGGAAAACGGAAUUUGAUAAUUACCGUGUGCGCACCAAUCGCGAGAUCAAGAAGCUCAUCCAUUAUCGAUCGAUCGCCAAGUCCUAUGCGCGAAAGAAGGAUUCGGAGGCCUCACGCCUGGCAGAUAAACUACGGGAGGAAGAAGAAAAGGUGGCAGACAUGGAACGGCAAGUAACACGUCUGGCUGCCACAAUCGUCGGGGAGGGGUCGAAAGCAGAUAAGGAGCAAUUGAUCCGAGAUUUGACCAAGCAGACCACUUUGGCGUUGCAGUACAAGCAGCAGGUCACUUCUUUGCGCAAUACCUUGGAGCAGCAAGGCGUCAUCAAACACGGCGACAUGGAGAAUGCUCGUUCAGAAAAGGACGAGAACUCGACAAAGGAUACAUCAAGCUCUGCAGAAGAGUUGCGCAAAGCACAAGAAGAGCUCAAACAAGCAAAUGCCCGGGUCGAAGAGCUCAAGAAGGGAAAUCCGGAUCUGAGUGCGCUCAAGAGUCUUGCGCAAAGUUCCGAAAAGAAAGCCCAGGAGCUUGAAAAGGAGAAUCAGACUCUGAAGCAAACUUUGGCACGUGUCAAGCAAGAGAUGUCCCGAUACGAGGGCCGACGCAAGGAAAAAGAGGCCAGGCUCAAACAACGGGAAACGAAGCUCGAAGCUCGUAUUCAAGAGUAUCGUGAUCGCCUAAAGACGACGGCUCAAGAGCACCGCGAGUCGGAAGAGAAGCUGCGGGCCAGCUUCGAAGAGGAGCGUCGUCGCAUGCAGAAUCAGAUCGAUCUGCUCAAAAUCAAGGCAUCCGCAUCAGCGUCAGACCGUCAUGAGCAUGUUCCACGACAGCGGCAGCAGCAACAGCUACCACUCAGUCCGCACAAGACGGACGAGGGCAUCCGUAUACAAGACUUUGGUUUGGUCGAUGAUCUUCAACCUGACAACGACGAUGGCACUGAAGAAUCCGACGGGCCGCCGAGUCCCAGUCCUCGUUCCAAGACCCGGGAAAGAGGCCAUUCCGCACGCAAUAUAUCCACGGGUACCAUUGACGUAAAACGCGCCACACGAGCUGUCGCGGCCAACGACGAUGAAGUCACGCACUAUUUGAACGAAAUUUUACCAAGACCCGGUCCAACCUACCGGAGCAACCUGGCCGCGGUGCCCCCGUCCUCUCCUCCUGAUAUUCCCGCAUUGAGAUCUCUCGACCGCAACACACAGAAAGUGCACAACGUGGAUGAGAAGCAGCGCAGCUACCGCUCACUUUACCGGCGUGAUCCCGCAGGCAACAAGGACGACCGAUAUGGAAUUCUUACUCACCAGCCCCGUUCACAUAUCAAGACUGCACUCGAGUCAAUGUCUCCACUUCCGUCAUCGCGCCUGACAUAUGCGGGGAAUACCUUGACCGGGGCAACUCGUGGACUUCGUCGGACGGGGCUGGCUGACUUGAGGGCAGAUGGCUUGUCACCGGAACGGCGUGCUGCAGCGCUGUCCAGGUUAAAGCAGAAAGAGGAUCUCCGAAGGAUGAAUAAGAUGGGCAAAGAGAAUAGUGCUGGACAAGUACGAAGUUGA
Penicillium oxalicum is the source of this 2166-nucleotide messenger RNA. RefSeq lists its product as uncharacterized. NCBI's taxonomy places the organism in Eukaryota, Fungi, Ascomycota, Eurotiomycetes, Eurotiales, Aspergillaceae. The coding region runs from base 1 to 2166 and encodes 721 amino acids. The record is from RefSeq and is a predicted model, not a curated record. The transcript has a single exon.